CCGGUCACGGCGCUCAAGUUCAUUGUGAGGUGCACUUUAUAUGCUGUCCCUCGAAGACUCCAUGGUCUAAAUAUGGAUUGCCGCAACGCGAUUUGUCCGGUCUUGUGGGAGAGAACAUCUUUCUUCCAUGUGAUGUGGAUACGGAGAAAUGUGGCGACCUACAUAGCAUCAAAUGGUAUCGUGGAUCUUCUCGGAUCUUUGUCUUCAGCGAGACGGCCGGCAUAGCUCGACCUGAGGCAGAUUACACGGAACGGGCAAGUCUGCAUUACAAACAGAAUGACACGGAAUCUUAUCUGGAGGUGAAGCAGCUGCAAGUAGCUGAUGAAGCUGUGUACAAAUGCGAGAUCACGUUUUUAGAAGUACGGCAGGGAUGUUCCGUUGUACAGUUUAUCAACCUCACAGCACUCAUAAAGCCGGAAUAUGUGCGAAUUACGAAAGACGACAGCACAGAACUUCAGAAUGCUUCAACAAUUGGUCCUUUCACUGAGGGCGAAGACCUUACGCUAACUUGCGAAUCAGGUGGCGGGAAACCUGUUCCCAGUGUCAUCUGGUGGAAUGGCACACAUACGAUGAAUGGUGAAUACAGCUCAGACAAUGGAGCGAACACUCCGGGCACAGCAAGGAACAAGGUUCAACUGAAACUUGGGCGGGGUGACCUGGGUGCGAAAUAUGAAUGCCGUACCAUGAAUGAUGCUCUUGAAGAACCCAUGCUAGCCUGGGUAGAUGUGGAUGUCCAUGUUCGCCCACUUAGUCUGGAUCUUUCGGGCGUGGUGCAUCACGUGGUGCAAGGAACAAAGGUGACUUUGGAAUGUGCGGUCUUGGGAGCGAGACCAGCUGCAAAUGUGACGUGGUACAACGGCUCCGAGCCCAUCAGCGAAGGGGCCCUUCGUACAGAUGUAGCCCUUCAGACUCCAGAAACAACAGUGGUGGAAGCUGAGGACGGAACGUAUGAAACCCGUAGUCUUCUGAUCUUUACGGCAACCAGAUUCGAGAACGGGGAAGUACUCACGUGCAAGGGAGCCAACUCUGUUAUGCUACAGAAGGAUGAGAAGCCCUUGAAACACACGCUCACUCUUGAGGUCCUGUAUCCGCCCAUUGUAUCUGUGACCCCAGAGAAUGUGACAGUCAACGAGAGCACAGACAUCUUCUUGUUCUGUUCCUACGAAGCGAAUCCGAACACUCUUGAAAGCGUCAGUUGGCUUCGAGAUGGUGAGAAGCUGACACUGACUCCAGAUCAUUAUGAAGGAGGUACAAUUGACCAGCCAACACUAGUGAUAAAGAAUUCAACCCGACAUGACCAAGGAGCGUAUACAUGUGAACUAAGGAACAAAGUCGGAAGCCAGGAAUCUAACAGUGCGGUUUACGUCGCUGUCUACUUCAAACCAAUUGUGCAGCUAACAAUGGAACCACCAACGCCAGUGAGUGAGCUGGACAGGCUGAAUAUAACUUUGAUGUGCAAGGUGGAGUCUGGGAAUCCUGAUAUCUUGCAGGCAGUGCGCUGGUACUUGGAUGGGGAAUUGCUCAAAGAGUUACCUGAUUGCGGGGGAAAUGUUACCGAUUAUAUGUUCUGUGACAUUGAUCCCAGCAAGCUGCUGCUUGAGGAUGUAGGACGCAGUUUCCAUGGAAAUUAUUCAUGUGAGGGCAUGAAUGAAGCUGGAUGGGGUCCACUUUCUCCAGAUGAAGAACUUACAGUUUAUUAUCCACCUGGGGCAGCAUCACUUAAAUAUGAACCAACUGGAGUGAUAAAGAAGAGUUCAGUGACAUUGAGGUGCAGCGUGGAUGACGCAGGGCGGCCGGAGACUACGACAUAUCGUUGGUUGCGUGGAACGCACCUCAUUCAAGAUGUGACAACAGCCAAUUGGACAAUUGAUCCAGUCACACUAGAAACAGAAUCUAACUUCACCUGUUUGGCCUAUAAUAAGGGUGGAGAGGGAGAUCCUGCUACAGUGUAUAUUGAGGUGUUCGCUCCUCCUACUUUUAUUGAGCGACUGCCACCAUAUCAUGGUGCCCUGUUUAAUUCAUCAAACAUAAAUAUAUCUUGUCGAGUGGAAUGCUCACCACUCUGUUCUGUUCAGUGGCUUAAGGAUGGAAAGUUACUAAACUUGAACAGUUCAUUCUCCUUGUAUUCAGUGAGCAACACUGUGAUACCUCCUGACACACGCACCAAUGAUUUUGAAUCUGUCAGAUCAAUGUUGAUAUGGAAUAUGUCUGCCUGGCCAGGUGGACAAUUAGAUCGCAUCCAUGACAGUGCCAAUUAUACAUGCCAGAGCACUCACAAUGAAGUUGGAUCUGGAGUAAAAAGCAGUACAACAUUUAGAGUUGAAUAUCCUCCAGAAAACAUCACAGUUUCAAAAAGCAUUGUGAAUGUUACUGAACGGCAUAAUCCAGAGAAAGUUCUGUGCAGUGCUACGGCAUACCCUGAAGCCGCCUAUAUUUGGAAGCAUGAUACAAGUACUUUCAGUACAAGAGGAAAUAAUGCACUCAUACUGUCUUCUGUGUCACGUGAUAGUGGAGGCAACUACACCUGUGAAGCCUUCAACCGUCAUGGAAGAAUUACACAAAAAACCUUCAUCAAUGUUCUUUAUAAGCCAGAAUGCGGAAUUACACAAAGUGGAGUAGAUGGCAAGCUUGCUUUAAUUUGUGAAGCACAUGCAAAUCCCAAGGAAGUUGACUUUACUUGGCGAAUAAAGAAUGAAAAUGACACACUUGAAGAGAAUAUUGAGAAGAAAGGGCUUCAGAGUACCUUGUUACUAGACAGUCAUGUUGAAAACUUCCGUACCUACGUGUGUGUUGCCAACAACUCAGAGGGACCUUCACUACCAUGUGAACGGGAUGUUACAUUUGAGAUAAGCUGGUGGGAAAAACUGGAUAUUGAACAUCUCACCAUUAUUAUUGCAAUUGUAGUGGGAGCUAUUUUAAUGGUGCUCAUUGUUUGCAUCAUAAUUAUCAUCGUGUGCAGAAGGAAACGUGCUGAAGACAAGUACAAUAAUCCAGUGGAGAUGGAGGAGAGAGAAAAUGGGUAUCAGAGGUUUGUCACAAAUCUGUACGGUCCUCACAAAACUCCAGAAGGAGACUCCUCUGUAACACCAGCUCAAGUCCAAGCAAGGCCUGUUCACAAGUGGCCUCUUCGCCCAGGUGUACUUGUGCAUGUCAAUGGAGCUCACAGCUUAAGUGUAGGCAGACUGCCUCAACAGCAAUACGAUGGAACUAUUAGCACUAGCACACCAAAUAACACUCCCACCAGACUAAAAAGUUCAGUACCAAUACAUAAAGUAUGCAGGAAAGACCAUAUUAAGAAGGCUGCUAAAAGAUUGAAAAAGAGACAUGCUACUAGUAUUUCCAAUCUUCAACCUGAUGACACUAAUCAACAUAGUAGAGCCAACAGGAUACGCCAAAUGUUUUCCAGUGAUGCCAGUAAAUACCAUCCAGAAACAUUGUCAGGGGUUAUUCAUGGUAAAUCAGGAGUGGUGACUUUCAAGAAAUUAGAUGGUCCACUCAACAGUGGGGUGUCAAGGAAACGUAAAAAACCUGGGACAGACCCAAGUCCAUCAGUUACCAAAGAUAAAUCCAGGCCUGAUCUUGCUGGGUCCCCAAGUGAUGGUUUUCUACCACCUGAUGGGGACAAGGCUUUCUAUGAGAAUUUGCCCUUCCAUGGCAUGCAGUCAGCACCAAACAAGCCCGCUUCCACCAGUUGUAAUAUGAACAUCACAAGUAGGCCAUCAAGCCAACUCAGUCAGUAUGGAUCAUCUGGCUAUGGAUCCACACGGAGUCAUGUUGGUCCUCGUCUAAAUAGCCAAUCUCAAUCUCUAGCCUUGUUGCCAAAAAACAAGUUUAGUACACUACAAACACGUACCAGUAAACGUGGCUCCAACAUGGGGGAGCAUUAUCCUCAGUUCUAUUCAAUGAGGCUGCGAAAGAGAAACCAAACAGACAGGUCAAUUUCACAUCCGGAUGGAAACUGUUACAGACCACAAAUCUUCCAGCUCCAUCAAAUGCCAAUUAAAGAGAAUUCACCAGAAUCAAAAUUGAGUGUGCAGGAAGCAAUAUCUGGCAACAAAAAUGAAGUUAAUAACAACAGUAAUAUCAACCAGAGACUAGAUAGCAUAGUUCCUCCGGUCCCAGCUCCCAGAAAACAUCACACCAAUAAGUCGGCUAAGCACACUUAUCAGAAUGUGCCCAUUCCAAUCACACCUAAUACUCAGGAGCCUAGUCCAGGACAGAGCCGACAGCAGCAUCAACACCACCACCAUCACCACCACCAUCAUUACAAUCUAACAUCAUCACAACAUCAUCUACUACUGACACCUCCCAACACCAAAACUACCAGCCUGAACCUCCAGCAAACAUCGAUUGCACUGGGGGGGAAACAACAGUCCCAGCCAUUGUGUGGGAACACAAGGCAAAACAGCAACACCAAUAGCAGCAACAGCAGCAGCAGCAUCAACAAUAGGACAUAUCUCCCACCCAUGCGUUUGGAAUAUCAGCAGCCUUAUUACGUCGCAGAACCCUAUGUUACGGAUAGCAUAGUGUAUGCAGACUUAGCCCUGGCAGCAAAUGGCAUGCGUGAACCCCAUCUCCUUCCUCAUUAUAGACCACCACAAAACUCCACAGAAUAUGCCAUUUUGAAGUUUCAUGACGUUGGACAGGAGAUUGAUGUGUGAGAAGCCAUUCCGACCGGAAUUCUCUGACCUGGACUACGCUGAUGUGGAUUAUCGCUCAUAUGGGCCAAUUAACUACAAGAUGGCCUCCAUACAGGCAAUAGAGCAGGAGAAGAAGAAGAAUAUUAAAAAUGAAAACCAAC
Molecule: messenger RNA, 4801 nt
Organism: Zootermopsis nevadensis
Lineage: Eukaryota; Metazoa; Arthropoda; Insecta; Blattodea; Termopsidae
Source: RefSeq, a predicted model, not a curated record